AUGCAUGCCCAUUCAGUGAACAUGUCUGCUCGCACAGCCAUGUCCCUUGGCCGACUCAACGUCACUGCGCCCUCCCUCGGCGCGCUUCGUCCCAUCCAACACACUCAGAUGACGUCCAAGCAGCUCACACGCCUCGGUUCCACGGCAGCCCGGACAUCGAGCCUCGUCAGUCAGGAUACACAUCGCCCUCAGUCUCCGGCCUCCUUUCUCCCUACCGGCCUCCGAGCACAGUCCACCGCGGCGCCUGCCGAUGAAGUGAAGCUGGAUUGGAAUUCCUUCUUCAAGCUUCGCGCCUCGCGCCGUCGCUACUCUCUCGCCUCCUCGAUCGCCACUUCCCUCGCCAGUACCACUGCCGGAGUCCAGAUCAUCUCCGGUCAGGACCUCGAGGCCCUGGGUGGCGCAGUGAUGGGCCUGGAUCCGUUCGUGGUGCUCGGCCUGGCCACAGCAGCAUGCGGCGCUGCUGGAUGGUUGGCUGGCCCUGUGAUUGGCAACGGGGUCUGGGGCUUGGUUUACAGGAAGUUCAAGCCCUCCGUGAACACAAAAGAGAAGGAGUUCUUUGAUCGCAUUCGCCGUUUCCGUGUGGACCCGUCCACCAACUCGAUUGCCAACCCCGUCCCCGAUUACUACGGCGAGAAGAUUGGCAGUGUGCAAGGAUACCGACAGUGGCUGAAGGACCAGCGUGCCUACAACCGGAAGCGCCGCAACUUCAUCGCCUAG
Messenger RNA from Penicillium salamii, 717 nucleotides. The record is from the annotation of a GenBank genome assembly. NCBI's taxonomy places the organism in Eukaryota, Fungi, Ascomycota, Eurotiomycetes, Eurotiales, Aspergillaceae.